AUGGCACCUCCACUUGUUGCAGCGUUGCUUUCGCCUUCAUCCACCAUCGAUUCCCGGCCCCUUGAUUCCCGCGCUAGCUUCGUUCACCCGGGUCUCCUCCACACUGAAGCAGACUUUACACGAAUCAAAUCCAAGGUCAACUCAAAGACAAAUCCGUGGUACGCAGGUUGGAACAAGUUGGUGGCUCAUGCCAACUCUGGCUACGUGCCCAGCCCCAAGCCCACUGUCUAUCGCGGUACUGGUUCGCCUGAGAACUAUGCCAGCUUGUACCGCGACGCAGCUUCUGCAUACGCCAACGCCAUCUACUGGAAAGUCACAGGGGACACAGCUUACGCCACAGCUGCAGCGAAGACGCUGGAUGCUUGGAGCAGCACUCUCACCUUUAUUGACGGUACCUCUGACAAGUUCCUCGCCAGCGGCAUCUAUGGGUACCAGUUAGCCAACGCAGCCGAGAUCCUGCGCGGCUACUCUGGCUGGCCGGGUCUUGCUGCCAUGAAUACCAUGCUCCAAAAAGUGUUCUAUCCCAUGAACCAUGACUUCCUAGUCAAUCACAACGGUGCCAAGAUCGAUCACUACUGGGCCAACUGGGAUCUGGCGAACCUAUGUACAAUGUAUGCUAUAGGUGUUUUGUCCGACAACGCCACUAUGGCAAAUGAAGCCGUUAAUUAUUUCAAGGGCGGCGCAGGCAACGGCGCUAUCGAGAAGACGAUUUGGGUGACAUACACCGAGUCCGGGAGCAACAAAAUCUUGGGGCAAAACCAAGAGGCCGGAAGGGACCAGGGCCACGCCAUGCUGGAUUUUGCGCUCUUAGGAGUGCUUGCUCAACAGGCAUACAAUCAGGGAAAUGACCUGUUUGGCUACCUGUCUAACAGAAUCUUGACUGGAGCGGAAUACGCCGCCAAGUACAACCUUGGCUUCGAUGUUCCUUACACCACCUAUGUCAACAGCGACGUGACGCAGACCACCAUCAGCAACGUGAGCCGAGGCGAUAUCCGCCCGAUUUGGGAACUGAUAUAUGGCCAUUACGGCUCCCUCAAAGGCCUGAACGCAUCUUGGUCGAAGCAGUACCGUGACUUAGUUGUGUCCAACGGAAGCGGAGCCGAGGGGGGUGGCGGAGAUUAUGGCCCAAACAGCGGUGGUUACGAUCAGCUCGGAUUCGGUACCCUUCUGUACCGGUUGGAGGCUUGA
This is a messenger RNA of Trichoderma virens Gv29-8, 1188 nucleotides long. RefSeq lists its product as uncharacterized. The record is from RefSeq and is a predicted model, not a curated record. Gene Ontology annotation, molecular function: lyase activity. Bases 1 to 1188 code for a protein of 395 amino acids. Gene Ontology annotation, cellular component: periplasmic space. NCBI's taxonomy places the organism in Eukaryota, Fungi, Ascomycota, Sordariomycetes, Hypocreales, Hypocreaceae. The transcript is spliced from 3 exons.